This is a messenger RNA of Clupea harengus (Atlantic herring), 408 nucleotides long. RefSeq names its product glycoprotein hormone subunit alpha 2 (gene gpha2). NCBI's taxonomy places the organism in Eukaryota, Metazoa, Chordata, Actinopteri, Clupeiformes, Clupeidae. Gene Ontology annotation, biological process: cell surface receptor signaling pathway. Gene Ontology annotation, molecular function: hormone receptor binding; hormone activity. The record is from RefSeq and is a predicted model, not a curated record. Gene Ontology annotation, cellular component: extracellular region.
AUGUCAGGCUGUGUGACCCCCGCCCUCGUCAUGCUGAUGGUGCCGCUGCUGGCUCUGGUGCUGCUCAGUCCCAUCAGCUGGAGCUAUGAGGUUCUGAGUCCUGGCUGUCACCUCUACCCCUUCAAUGUGACCAUUCGUAGCGACCGCAAGGGGACGUGUCGCGGAACCCACGUGGUGUACGCCUGCGUGGGCUACUGUGAGUCCAGCGCCUUCCCGUCACGCUACUCGGUCCUGCUGGCAUCCAACUUCACUCACAACAUCACCUCCACCUCCCGCUGCUGCACCAUCAGCAAAGACGCCAGGGUCAAAGUUCGGCUGGACUGCCCCCGUGGCCGCCACCAUGAUGAAGUUGAGAUUUCGACGGCACAAGCCUGCAGGUGUGACAUGUGCCGCAAGUCCCGCUACUGA